Zasmidium cellare ATCC 36951 is the source of this 1740-nucleotide messenger RNA. RefSeq lists its product as uncharacterized. NCBI's taxonomy places the organism in Eukaryota, Fungi, Ascomycota, Dothideomycetes, Mycosphaerellales, Mycosphaerellaceae. The transcript has a single exon. Gene Ontology annotation, molecular function: DNA-binding transcription factor activity, RNA polymerase II-specific; DNA binding; zinc ion binding. The record is from RefSeq and is a predicted model, not a curated record. Bases 1 to 1740 code for a protein of 579 amino acids. Gene Ontology annotation, biological process: DNA-templated transcription; regulation of DNA-templated transcription.
AUGGCCCCUGGACACACGGGCAAGCGAGCACGGGUCGUGUGCGUUCGAUGCCACGAGAAGAAGAUUCGCUGCGAUUUGCAGCUUGCGCGUGAUGGUUCCCUUCCUCGACAUUGCAGCCACUGCGUCUCGGCCGAUGCGGAGUGUACCUUUCGGCCCUCGAACAAAGGCCGUAGGUCCAGGAAACGGGAAGGCAUUGCGGUCAGAGCGGUUGAACUAUACCAGAAGAAUGGCGACGAAGGCAAUGCCCUUCGAGAAUCAUCUGUGCCUCGCGAUGGAAACCAUGCUACAGCGGUCGACAGGAGUAAACAUCAUGUGGCGACCACCCAAAGAACUUCAAUGUCUCGACUUGAUGACAUCGACGAUAUCCCUCCCAUGCUCCAGCAAAGCAAUCUCGAGACGUACUGGGAGUUCAUCUACCCGUGGUGCCCAGUCAUUGAUCCCGGCCCAGAAGCCGCUUCAGAGCCGAUCCUCAAACAUGCGAUAGCCAUGUUAGCCGGAAGUGUGAAUACACCGUUGAUACCUCAUGCCAAGCCAAGAGACCACUACCGACGCGCCAGGAACUUGUUUCAUGCCGAAGGAACAGAUGCUCUCACACGCGUGCAGGUGGCUCUCCUACUCUCCUGUUCAAGUGCAGGACCACCCAAUGUCGGUAGUACUGGAAGUCCAUUUUGGUGGAUUGGCGUUGCCAUACGCCUGGCGCAGGAUAUCGGUUUGCAUCGUGAGCCUCCAUCAGGAGUAUCAAAAGAAGUAGCUGGCUUGAGACGGCGGAUCUGGUGGACUCUCUACGCCCGGGAAAGGAUUAUUGCUAUCUGCCAGGGCCAGCCAUGCAUCAUCGACGAAGACUACACUGAUAUCGAGCCUCCUCUAGAGGAUGACUUCCCCCCUGCCUGCGCCUCUUAUGCAUUUGCCUUCACUAGAUGGGUCCACCUUUGCGACACUAUCGGCUUCGUCAACAAGCAAAUGUUCCUCUCGCACCGCACCGGUCGGAGCCUCCCAACUCACGACAUUGCCAACCGGCUAACUCACUGGCUUCGAAGUAUUUCUCCAGCCUUGCAGCUUCCCAUCUCCGAGAAUCGCACAACAUCUUUCGAUCGACAUGUCCACUUCCUGUACCUUCCUUACCUCGCGACGAUUUCGCUGGUGUAUUUGAACACCUCUCAACGGAUCCCAGAAGCGUGUGCCGCUGCUGUUAUUGCAGCGGCGUGUACCACACGCAUAUUUGAAGACUUCCUCGCUAGAGGUUGUGUUCGUUUCCUUUUAGGGCUGGGCGAUUGGUACAUCGCCAUCGCUGCCCUCUCCCUAAGACCGCUGCGGUCACUGGACUUUCUAUCUACACACGCCAUGGCACAGAUUCGCCUUCUAUCUAUUGCUCUGAAACAGCUUGUCCCAACCUCAUGUUCAGCAAAGCUUAUAGACGCAGGCUUGGACCGACUUAUGAGCAAAGAGAGAUUUGAGCACGCUCUGCGGACGCCCCUUCAGGGGCACGAUCAUGCGGCAAAUCCAGCACGAGGUCAGCCGUCAACCCUGGACGAUCUUUGUGCCGGAGAUGGAGUCCCUUGGCCAGAGUUCUUCCCUUUCGUCUCUGUCGAGACGAGUCCUCUGCUCAAGGCGAUUUUGACGGAGUGUCAGCACACAUUCCCGGAGUUAUGGCCGGAGGUGGACCUGAACCAAUUCAGUGACUUUCUCGAGGAGUUCAAUGAUGGCUCUGGCGAUUGGUCGUCCUCUGGAGUACUUACUUGA